Penicillium verhagenii is the source of this 300-nucleotide messenger RNA. RefSeq lists its product as uncharacterized. Gene Ontology annotation, biological process: negative regulation of ATP-dependent activity. NCBI's taxonomy places the organism in Eukaryota, Fungi, Ascomycota, Eurotiomycetes, Eurotiales, Aspergillaceae. Bases 1 to 300 code for a protein of 99 amino acids. The transcript has 4 exons. Gene Ontology annotation, cellular component: mitochondrion. The record is from RefSeq and is a predicted model, not a curated record. Gene Ontology annotation, molecular function: ATPase inhibitor activity.
AUGCUCCGUCAAUCCAUCAUCCGACCUGCUGCCACUGCCAGCCGGGCCCUACAGUUCCGUUCCUUCUCCGUUGCGGUUCCCCGACUGGGUGAGGGUGAUACCGGUGCUCCCCGUUCUGCUGGAGGCUCAAGCUCUGGUGACGCAUUCACCAAGCGUGAGGCUGCCCAGGAGAGCAUGUACAUCCGCGAGAAGGAGCUUGAGAAGCUCUCAAAGCUGAAGAAGCAGAUCUCUGAACAGCGCAAACACCUCGAUGACCUCGAGGGCCACAUUGAUUCCCUUACCAAGGAGCAGCAGCGCUAA